GCACAUUUUCUAGAAAUAACAUGAACUAAUAUACAUGAGGUCCUUGAAAAUCAUUCACUAUCAUUUAUGAGGUACUUACGAAUGGACCAUAAAUUUGAGAUCAAACCUUUUCGGACGCACAUAUUCCGAAAAAAGCAUGGACAUUAUUUAAUACACACAUGAAAAGCCUCGGAAAUUCUAAAUUCCUAUUUCGGAACCCCACUUAUCAUUUACUAGGUUGUUAUCGAUGGACCCAUAAACUUUAAGGUCAAACAGUCCGGUCACAGAAAAACAUUCACUAUCAUUGACUAGGUUGUUACCGAUGGACCCAUAAAACUUAAGGUCAAACAAUCCGGUCACAGUUAUUCCCAAGAAAUCAUGGCCUUAAUACACACGAAAAGCCUCAAAAUUCUAAAUUCCAGUUUUGGGACCUUGAAAUUGCUAAAUGAUCCACGUACGCACCUGAAAAGCAUUCACUAUCAUUUACUAGGGCCUUACGAAUGGACUUUUGACGAGUCAUUUUUUAUCUUCAUGUCAUGGUCUGAUCAACGUGCAGUAACUACACCAAUGUGCUUGCCGAAUUGAAGAUUACAAAGUUUGGUAGCUUUCUUUAUUAGCUUAGUCUACUUGUACGGUUGUAUCAAGUAUCUAACUGCUGAGGUUUCUUGUUCAUGAUUGAAGAUAUAUGUCAUAAUGUGUGUAGUUCUCUUACUAAUGUGUGUAGUUCAUGUAGGGCCACAAAUCCGAGGAAACUUCUCCGAUUUCAGUCUCAGUUUUGCUGUGGGUAGUUGGGAGCAGAAAGAAAUAAUAAGCCGUGAUGGACAAAUGAAGCUGCAGAUUCAGAUCUUCUUUGCUUCGAUUGAUCAACGAAGUGAACGAGCUGCUGGUGAAAGUGCUUGUACAACCUUGGUUGCUGUCAUAGCUGAUUGGUUCCACUGCAAUCCUGAAGAUAUGCCCAUCAAGUCCCAACUUGAUUCUCUUAUUUGUGAAGGCUCGAUGCAGUGGAGGGAUCUUUGUGAAAACGAGACCUAUAGGGAACGUUUCCCAGAUAAGCAUUUUGACCUCGUGACAGUUCUCGAGGCUAAAGUGCGUCCACUCUCAGUAGUCUCAGAAAAAUCAUUCAUUGGGUUCUUUCAUCCCGAAGGAAUCGAAGAAGAGGAAGGAUUCCACUUCCUUCAUGGUUCCAUGUCUUUUGACAACAUAUGGGACGAGAUUUCUAAGUCCGCUCAAGAAACUCCUCAUCAUGGCGACUCCUGUGUUUACAUUGUGAGUUGGAAUGACCACUUCUUUAUCCUCAAGGUUGAAAAAGACGCGUACUAUAUCAUUGACACACUUGGGGAGAGGCUUUUUGAGGGUUGUAAUCAGGCAUAUAUCCUCAAAUUCGACCAAGAUACAACAAUUAUGCAAGCACCUGGUGAGUCUCAACAAUCAGAUAAUAAGCCAUCUUGUGAUAGAAAAGAGAAAACCGAUGUCAAAGAGGCUGCGGAUGAAAGCAAAAUUGUCAUGAGCACCAACAGCGACGACAGUAUGCAGGAAGACAGGGUACCUGAAAAGAACAUCAUUUAUAGAGGUAAAGAGGCAUGUAAAGAGUACAUUAAGAGUUUUUUAGCAGCAAUCCCUAUUAGAGAGUUACAAGUUGAUGUAAAGAAAGGAUUGAUGGCAUCGACACCCCUUCAUCAGCGCCUACAAAUCGAGUUCCUCUACACAAUGAGCUUUGUCCCCAAGUUUGAGGAGUCAUCUUCAGAAGAACUGAUUGCUAACAGUUUGGCCAUAGUACCAUCGGCAAUAGUAGAAUAAGCAACGAUUGGGUACAAGCAAAGGACCAAAUCAGAAGGUACCCGUACUUUCUUCUGCGACAUUGAAUCUUGCAGACUUUGCUUCAGUAGCUGGAGAUAAACAAGAGGGCAUUGAAAUUUUCGUUCCUUUGGAAUUCUCUGUUGGCAGCUUCAAGAGUUGCCUUUCACUC
This is a messenger RNA of Capsicum annuum, 1945 nucleotides long. RefSeq lists its product as uncharacterized. The transcript has 2 exons. NCBI's taxonomy places the organism in Eukaryota, Viridiplantae, Streptophyta, Magnoliopsida, Solanales, Solanaceae. The record is from RefSeq and is a predicted model, not a curated record. The coding region runs from base 673 to 1776 and encodes 367 amino acids.